AUGCAGGGCGCUUCCUGCGUCGGCCAGUGCGUGUCCGCAGAGCAGCCGCCUUCACGCCUCUUUUUAUUAGUUUGCAGGCUGAAAUCAUCGGUCAGCUUUCUUACUCGUCCAGAUCGACCAAAUCUUGCUUAUCAUAAACUAAAAGGCAGGAAUCCAGGGGUUAUUUUCCUUCCAGGCUUUAACUCAAAUAUGAAUGGUCUGAAAGCAACUGCCCUUGAAGAUUUCUGCAAGUCCCUAGGCCAUGCCUUCAUCAGAUUUGAUUAUACAGGAUGUGGAAGUUCAGAUGGUAAAUUUGAGGAGUGUACAAUUGGGAAGUGGAGAAAAGAUGUUCUGUCUAUACUGGAUGAACUUACAGAUGGACCACAGAUUCUGGUGGGCUCCAGCUUGGGUGGCUGGCUGAUGCUUCAUGCCGCAAUAGCGCGUCCAGAUAAAGUAGCUGCCCUGGUUGGAGUCGCUGUGGCAGCAGACCAUUUUGUAACGACUUUUAAGAAGCUUCCCAUUGAGGCGCAAAAAGAAAUAGAAGAAAAAGGUGAAUGGAAGCUUCCAACAAAGCAUAAUGAGGAAGGAUAUUACUCCUUGAAAUAUGACUUCAUCAGAGAAGCGGAAAACCACUGUGUGCUGAACAGUCCUAUUCCUAUAACAUGCCCCGUACGACUUAUUCAUGGCAUGAAGGAUGGUGACGUCCCUUGGCAGAUCUCUAUGCAAGUUGCUGAUCGUGUUUUGAGCAAAGAUGUGGAUGUUAUCCUCCGCAAAAUUGGCCAGCAUCGGAUGAGUGAGAAGGAGGAUACGAAGCUGCUUGUCAAUACUGUUGAUGAUUUAAUCGACAAGCUGGCAACUCUAGGAUGA
Molecule: messenger RNA, 846 nt
Organism: Eurypyga helias (sunbittern)
Lineage: Eukaryota; Metazoa; Chordata; Aves; Eurypygiformes; Eurypygidae
Gene: ABHD10
Product: abhydrolase domain containing 10
Exons: 5
Coding region: 1-846 (281 amino acids)
Biological process (GO): protein depalmitoylation
Cellular component (GO): mitochondrion
Molecular function (GO): hydrolase activity, hydrolyzing O-glycosyl compounds; palmitoyl-(protein) hydrolase activity
Source: RefSeq, a predicted model, not a curated record